Molecule: messenger RNA, 768 nt
Organism: Penicillium taxi
Lineage: Eukaryota; Fungi; Ascomycota; Eurotiomycetes; Eurotiales; Aspergillaceae
Product: NADHX epimerase
Exons: 3
Coding region: 1-768 (255 amino acids)
Cellular component (GO): mitochondrion
Molecular function (GO): NAD(P)HX epimerase activity
Source: RefSeq, a predicted model, not a curated record
AUGAACACUCGCCAACAGGCAAUAUCAGCAAAUGAUGCCGCUUCCCUCGAUAGGGAUUUGAUGGAUAUGGGCGGCUGGUCGCUUGAUCAGCUAAUGGAACUCGCCGGGCUUUCGGUCUCCCAAGCAGUGUGGAGAGUCCAUCCUAUCACUGCAGGCAAGAAUGUCCUUGUUGUAUGCGGACCUGGUAACAAUGGAGGAGACGGCCUUGUGGCAGCACGACAUCUAUCACACUAUGGAUAUAAACCAUCCGUCUACUAUCCAAAGGAAGGAAAAAAUGAGCUCUAUCAAGUAUGUGAUUCAAACCAACACCAACAACCAAAGCUGACACGACUCCAGCGCCUUAAAACCCAACUACAAAAUCUCUCAGUCCCAUUCAUAACUGACUUUCCAGCCGCUCUCAAGACCACUGACUUCCUCGUUGAUUCUAUAUUCGGCUUCUCCUUUGGUGGGCCCCUACGUGAUCCAUUUGGCCCAAUUAUUUCGCAUAUUGAAUCGUCAUCUGUACCUGUAUUGAGCGUUGAUGCCCCUAGCUCAUGGGAUAUUCAGAGUGGCCCGCCAAAGGAGGGUCCUGGGGCUAAUUUUAUGCCCAAGGCAUUAAUUAGCUUGACGGCACCAAAGCCGUGCGUCAAGUUCUACCGUGGACGGCAUUUUAUUGGAGGGCGAUUCUUGACAACGUCGAUUACGGAGAAAUAUGGGAUUGAUUCACCUAAGUAUCCGGGGAUUGACCAGGUUAUGGAGGUUGAGGUUGAUGCGGAGGGAAAGGUUUGA